Messenger RNA from Dermochelys coriacea (leatherback sea turtle), 1869 nucleotides. Its product is annotated as sialoadhesin-like. The coding region runs from base 315 to 1754 and encodes 479 amino acids. The transcript has 9 exons. The record is from RefSeq and is a predicted model, not a curated record. Lineage: Eukaryota; Metazoa; Chordata; Testudines; Dermochelyidae.
ACUGAGUAAGGUCUGAGUCUGGGGAGGGCUACAGGAAGAUAGUGUCUCCAGGGAGGAACCCUGGGGAUAUGGCCCCAUACCAGUGCUGGGCUACUUAAAGACUCUAGCCCAAGGAGGUCUAGAGAGAGAUGCCACCAGCGAGGUACUGAGAUAGGCCCUGUGGACUGUAUCCCCCGGAAGGGGGUUGUGCUGGCUAAUGUGCAGACAGUGUGACUCAGCCGCAGGGCUGACUCACUGAAAACCUGCCUGAGAACCACUGAAAGGGGUCACCAGACCUGAAGAACACAGACACCCCCAAUCAGAAAUGGGCUCUCAUGAGAGGUGGGUGCCAACCCUGGUACACCGAUCCACCACUGCCACAAAGGAAAGUGGACGUGCACCUGCCUUUGCGACCUGAGCAGAUUUCCCAGGCACUUCAACCACAGCGCAGUGUUUCAGGCCGGCUGAGCGCUCUGCGCUGGAUGGAGAUGGCCUUGGUGCUGAUCCCUGCCUUUUGCCUCCUGAGCGGUGCCUACGCCCAGGAGUGGGGCGUGACACUCGCACCAGGGCCCCUCGCUGGAGGGACCGGCUCCUGUGUGACCAUCCCCUGCUCCUUCACCUACCCCGCAGGGCGGACAGUCAGUGCCGUGACCUGGACAUGGGACAGGGAUCAAACCAUCCAUCACUUGGCUGAAGUUCAUGUCCACGCUGCCUACAAGGGGCGCGCCCGCUAUCUGGGGGACCUGCAGCACAACUGCUCCCUGUGGGUGGCGGGGCUGCGCCCCGGCGAUCAGGACACCUACGGCUUCCGGUUCCAUGCAGCGGGCGAUGGCAGGACUGACAGCUGGACGAGUGACCUGGUACAACAGCUCAGUGUCUCUGCCCAUCCGUGCCAGCCCGCCCUGGGGCGCCGAAUGGAACCGGAACCCUCCCUCACCUGCUCCAUGGGGGCCGCCUGCCCCCAUCGCCCCUCGUGGUACAACCGAGAUGGCACACGGUGGAGCCCAGGGCAAACCCUGGGAGGGACUGGGGCGACCGAGCUGCAAAUAUCCCUGUCCCAGCUGGACGCUGGUGUGGCUCUGAGAUGCCAGGUGGAUGGAUACAGGGAUGAGUGUGAUUCUGAUGAAUCCCAGCCUCUGGGGACAGUCACCCCCAACGUGCCCAGGGUCGAGGUUUUGUGGCCAGCUGGGAAGGCAGCGCUAAGGGGAGGCGACGGUUUUACCCUGCGCUGCCAGGCAGCUGCCCUGCAGCCCGUCGCCGGGUACAUCUGGUCCCGCGGGGACGUGUGGCUGCCAGGAGCCGGGCAGGAUUUACGUGUUGAGAAGGCAGCCGUCUCCGACGGAGGGAGCUACGCGUGCGGGGUCUGGGUGUCCGGCCCCAGCUGGGGGUAUCUGAGCCUCUCUGCGAGGGCAGAUGCCCCCACAGGUGUCCGUAUUAAGGCAGUGCCAGGCAUCAGCCCGCAGGAAGGGGAAUCGGUGACGCUAACGUGCAGUUACACCAGCAGCCUCCCCACCCCCAACUCCUACACCUGGUACCGGGGUGGCCAGCAGCUGGAGGGAUCCCGGCAGGAAAUGGUGUUGAAGAGCACCACGGCGGAGCAGGCUGGGGAGUAUCGCUGCCAGGCCGACAAUGGGAUCGGCCAGUCCCUGUCCCCCUGCAUCAACAUCACCAUCACUUCACCCUCCUGUGCGGGUUCCCGCGUACAUCCUAGGACCUACAGUUCUGUUUGUCCUGUUGCUGCUGGUGGGGCUGAUCGGCGCCAUAGCUUGGAGUAAGAGGUGGAGCAAACGCCAGGGACUGAGCAGCGAUCCGCGCUCCCACCGAGGUGUGCCCGGGCUCUCCGGAUGGCAGCGGGGAAUCCCACAUCUACAGUCACCCCAUGAACAUUGG